AUGCGCACCACCAUUAAAUAGCAAUCUUCGUCGUUGCCUCCUACGUAGCAGACCGAACAGAAACUUUUGCCGCAGCAGCUGAAGGCGACGCAGUCGAUUUGUCUCCCUGACCGGAUCAAGACAACGAUCACCGGCCGUGGGAGAAGACGAGUGCGCAGGAGCUCGGAGUMGACCUAACGAUCAUGGCGCACGUUGGCAAGUACGCGGACGAGCUCAUCGCCACGGCCAAGAAAAUUGCGACCCCUGGGAGGGGUAUCCUCGCCGCUGACGAGAGCACGGGCACCAUCGGGAAGAGACUGGCCAGCAUCAACGUGGAGAAUGUGGAAUCCAACAGGAGGGCUCUGAGGGAGCUUCUCUUCACCGCUCCCGGGGCGAUGCAGUACAUCAGCGGCGUCAUUCUGUUCGAGGAGACGCUCUACCAGAAGACGGCAGACGGGAAGCCUUUCGUCGAUCUCCUCAAGGAGGCCGAUGUGGUGCCCGGCAUCAAGGUUGACACCGGCGUUGCGGCCCUGGCAGGCACGAAGGGCGAGACCACGACGCAAGGCCACGACGGAUUGGGCGCCAGGUGUGCCAAGUACUACMAGGCGGGCGCGCGGUUCGCCAAGUGGCGCGCCGUCCUGAAGAUCAGCGCAGACGGAUGCCCUACGCCUCUGGCAAUCCAGUCCAACGCUGAUGGGCUGGCCAGGUACGCGUCCAUCUGCCAGGAGAACGGGCUGGUGCCGAUCGUGGAGCCGGAGAUCCUGAUCGACGGCACGCACGACAUCGAGAARAGCGCCGCUGUGACGGAGAAGGUCCUGGCCGCGGUGUACAAGGCUCUGAGCGACCACCACGUACUGCUGGAGGGCACGCUCCUGAAGCCGAACAUGGUGACGCCGGGAUCGGACGCUGCGAAGGUGGCGCCGGAGGUCGUGGGCAAGUACACGGUGAGGACGUUGCAGAGGACGGUUCCCGCGGCCGUUCCCGGGAUCAUGUUUCUGUCGGGCGGGCAGAGCGAGGAGGAGGCGACCCUGAAUCUGAAUGCGAUGAACGCCUUGGAAGCGACGAAGCCAUGGACGCUGUCCUUCUCGUACGGGAGGGCGCUGCAGGCGAGCACGCUGAAGGCGUGGGGAGGCAAGGUGGAGAACGUUGCGGCGGCCCAGAAGGCGUUCUUUGUGCGCGCCAAGGGCAACGGGGAGGCGACGCUCGGCAAAUACAGUGGCGCUCCCGCGAUCGAGGGGGCGUCAGAGAGUCUGCACGUUAAGGACUACAAGUACUAGUUACGCGUAAGUCAGCAGUAGUUGGGUACUUUCUCGUAUAAGCAUCUCAACCGCGUACUACGUCGGCAUUAGUCAUGCGAGUUUCGCAGAAAGGGAGAGUACCUCUUCACCCUUGAAUGAGUGUGGCAUAGUAAGUGGAGCAGGAACGUGAUGCGAGUUUUGCACGAAAGGAGAGUAGAUGCAAGUCUAUUUGUGAUGUUUUUUUUCUUUUCUUGCUUGGCGCAGCAAUUUGUCGAUCGCUGCCCUUCGGCUUCAAUUGAGAGAGAUCUUUUGUCCGUUUGCAUUUUUCAAUUUGUUGGAAAAUCGAUCGAGGGGAGGUGGUUAAUAAAAUGAUGGCGUGUAUGAGAGCAGACUGGGGAGUUGGUUUGUGAAGUUCCGCUUACAUGUGCUGUUGAUUGUCUGAAGUCCUUUUCCUUUUUAAUUUUUUGACCGUAUUUUUUUGUUUUUUUUCGUUUUGACUGAAGUCCGAAGUUCUAGAUCUGUCUCGCCGGUAUUUUGAAAAGCAAGAAUGGUCGUACAAGUACCGGUCUUCCGACUCUUCUCCCGAAUGGAAUGUACGGACAUUAUAGCUGUGCAUUCGUCGCCAGUUCCAGUCUAGAUACAGCCGUAAUAACCGUUCCUUCUAUUCGGCGGGAAAGACGGGUACGUGGCGACUUUCAGGGUUUGUUCAGACUCUUUUUGUUCACACUAUUUGGACGUUUUUUUUCCCCAAGGUUCUUCCACAUUUGGAUGCGUUAUCCUGUAUUUCCCCUUUUAAUCGAAGUGUAGGUUGUUGCAGAGGUUGUAUUGGAGC
Chara braunii is the source of this 2049-nucleotide messenger RNA. The record is from the annotation of a GenBank genome assembly. NCBI's taxonomy places the organism in Eukaryota, Viridiplantae, Streptophyta, Charophyceae, Charales, Characeae.